This is a messenger RNA of Dendrobium catenatum, 570 nucleotides long. Its product is annotated as phytochrome A-like. The record is from RefSeq and is a predicted model, not a curated record. Gene Ontology annotation, biological process: detection of visible light; regulation of DNA-templated transcription. The transcript has a single exon. Bases 1 to 570 code for a protein of 189 amino acids. NCBI's taxonomy places the organism in Eukaryota, Viridiplantae, Streptophyta, Magnoliopsida, Asparagales, Orchidaceae.
AUGAAUGAUCUUAAGGUUGAUGGAAUCCUCGAGCUUCGAAUAGUUACUAAAGCAGUUCAUUUGAUUGAGACAUCAAAUGUACCCAUUCUAGCAAUUAAUAUUGAUGGUCUCAUAAAUGGCUGGAAUAUGAAAAUUGCUGAAUUAAAUAGCCUUUCGGUUGAUGAAGUCAUAGGGAGGCAUUUUCUUACUCUUGCCAAGGAGUCUUCUGUUGAAGCAAUGAUGAAGAUGUUUUCUUUAGCAUCGCAAGAAAAGGAGCAGCAAAAUUUUGAAUUUCAUUUUAAAUUUUUUGGUCUUCGAAUAGAUGAUGGCCCAAUUAUUCUGGUUGUGAAUGCUCGCGCUAACCAGGAUAUCCAUGAUUUUGUCAUAGGCACAUAUCAUUCAACAUACAAGUUGAGUGGAUUAAAGCAACUGCGGGAUGCCUUAGCACUUGGAUCUCAACUACAAAAAUCCUCUGUAAAAAGAGAUGCAUGUUUUGUGGGGGAUCGUGCUUUGAGAAUUUUGAAAUACUACGUGGUAGAACAUCAGCUCAAACAGACUAUGAGGAAGAUGCAAAUGAUGCUUCAAUUUUGA